Molecule: messenger RNA, 711 nt
Organism: Acanthosepion pharaonis
Lineage: Eukaryota; Metazoa; Mollusca; Cephalopoda; Sepiida; Sepiidae
Source: the annotation of a GenBank genome assembly
AUGUUUAUCUCCUGUCCUAUCAACCGAAACUUAAUCUUUGCCCACAUCUCUAAGCUCUCUCUCUCAUUCUCUUUCUGCCUUUCUCAACAUCACAUUGUCUCGGAAUUCCUGGCAAUCCGAAGUAGAGCAACACGAUAUUCACGUGCCACAAUUCGCAAGUCCUGUAAGUCAACCAAUCUGACAAAGAGUAUCUAUCUAUCUAUCUAUCUAUCUAUCUAUCUAUCUAUCUAUCUAUCUAUCUAUCUAUCUAUCUAUCUAUACCAGUCUUCUUAUCUAUCUAUCUAUCUAUCUAUCUAUCUAUCUAUCUAUCUAUCUAUCUAUCUAUCUAUCUAUCUAUCUAUACCAGUCUUCUUAUCUAUCUAUCUAUCUAUCUAUCUAUCUAUCUAUCUAUCUAUCUAUCUAUCUAUCUAUCUCCGUUUUUUUCUCUAUGUCAGUCUGCUUCUCAGUCUCUUCACAUCUGUGUUAUUUUUAUCUAUCUAUCUAUCUAUCUAUCUAUCUAUCUAUCUAUCUAUCUAUCUAUAUAUAUAUAUAUAUAUAUAUAUAUAUAUGAUUAGUACUAUUAAAGAAAAAAUAAUAUUAUCUAUCUAUCUAUCUAUCUAUCUAUCUAUCUAUCUAUCUAUCUAUCUAUCUAUCUAUCUAUCUGUUUUCAUAAAUGGAGGAAAGAAUCUGUCUCCAUGGAAACGCAUAAAUACAUUGAUCAUGUCAUCAUAG